Messenger RNA from Durusdinium trenchii, 2253 nucleotides. The record is from the annotation of a GenBank genome assembly. Lineage: Eukaryota; Dinophyceae; Suessiales; Symbiodiniaceae.
AUGAACGGCAGUGGUGAUGGCAGUGGACCUGGCGCAAAGAAAGGAGUUGAUAUCUACAAUCCAGAUUUGUCAGUCCAAGACAUCUUUGGAGAUUUGAAUGGAGGCAAUCUCUUGGACGCCAUCUUCAACACAUACCAGGUCGGUCAAAAGCAGAGGAUUCAGUUCUUCUUGGACACGAACACGCCAGACUCUGUGAAUGCACCGUUUGCCUCUAGAAUGCAAGGAAUCAUCAGGCAUGGUUGCAACCAACGGACUCACGCAGGGGUCAAGCGAGCUUAUGUGAAGUCAUGUCAGGCUCGCGGAAUUUGCGAAGGAGUCCGGGGAGAAUGUUGGGUGCAAGAGCCAUCGCGAUCCACCAAGUCAUGCAGCACUGGCAGCCCCUAUCGGGCGUUGUCCUACGGUUCUUUGCUGGAAGCGUUUUACGCUGCUUUGCAUCAGGAGCCUGGUAACAGCAAUUUGCUGAGGACAUUGCAACGCGGAAUAGAGGUCCGGAUAUUUGACUCCAGGAUGCCAGAUUCUAUAUCGAAGUAUCUGGUAAAACUUCACAACAGGUUUCACGGCGGUGCCGGCACUUCCUUUGUGGAGUUGAUGGCAUCUGUGCCAGACGUUGAAUUUGGUCUCAACAAGUACAAGAACGAUAACGGCAUCACUUGGCAGACCCGUGACUAUGAGUCAAAAUGUGCUGCUUGGUUGAAAAGUCAUCAAGACUGGGGAGAAACAUAUAACGAGUGGAAGCUGUAUGAGGCAGCCAGGGCAGCUUACAACCUUUUUCACAAGCGCUUGAACUGCUGGGAGAAGUUUUCGGCCACCAUGGGAGAGAGCUGCGACUACGGCAACGUGAAGCUUGUGAACAGUACUGUACUCCAGUGCAUCGUGAGCUGUGGGCAGGCUAUCCUCACCAACAUUUGGGACGGCAUGAGCGAAGACGACGUGCAGCUGUUGGUGAUAGAAUGCUCCAAACUCUGUGUUCCCCUUCUAGAAGAUUCUUCUGACACUUGGGCCUUUGACACUGUAUCCAAGAAGGGAAUGAUCACUCGACUUUUCACUACCAUGAUUGGAUCAGUUGUUUGCUCUGGCACCAGCAAGAAACGAAAAGCUGGAUCUGGUGGUAGCGCUCCAAAGCGCCGCGCAAAAGCCAAAGCCAAGAGUUCCGCAGGUCCUCCUGAGCCAGAGCUGCCAGAAGAGUCAGGUGUGCGAGACACGACAGUGACCUGUGACAAGGGUGUGCGACAGAAAUAUUGGGUUGAUGAUUUGAUGUCGCUCGCCAACCACAUUGUCAAAUCCUUGAAGUCGCUGCAUGCCUUUUCCCAGCUCAGCCAAGAUGAAUUCAUCGUGGUGAAAGAAGAAAUUGUCCGCGUUGGUUUGGUCUUUGCUUUCACUGGUAGCUAUGUCCUCGCAACAGGGUCGAGUGAUAAAGGAAAGCAUUAUCGGAAAUGGAGCUCCUUGCGACCUGCGCUCAAGUCCUUUGCAGUGCAGCAGUUGGUGAAGGAGUGUAUGAGGGCUCACAAGUUGCAGCUGACCAACGCAUUGAUGAGCUCUGGAGUGUCUGGUGCAGGGUCAGAUGGAAGCUCCUUGGACCAGCUGGUCGCAGGGUCAUCAGAAAAGUCCUUUGCAGAUGAGACACUGAGCAUUGCAUCCAAGCUAGGAUGGGCAAUCAACACUGAUGCUCUGGGCACAAUCAAGGACUUGGACAUGACGCCCAGCCUGAUUCUGCCUUUGUUCCGAUUGCGAGCGCACUACAUGGUUCAAUUGCUGGUGAGCAUUUGUGAAACAUCCGCAUCUUCACUCAAGACUUUGUUCUCCCGAUUGCGCGACACAAGUGUUCUCCAGUCCCUCAUAGAGCUUGAUGGCUGUGUCAUUGGUGGAAUUGACACUUUUUGCGAAGUGUGGCAUACAGCUUUCCAGGUACUGAAUGACAACAAAGCCUUGGAUGUUGGAGCCAUACUCAAGACCCAUGAUGUCAAGGCAGUCACAGCCAAAGCCAAGAACUUGGGAUUGGAUUCGGGAACGGAGACACAGAAUCAGGGUGGUGGAAAGGGCGCACAGCCGCAACCGCCAGACCUCUUUGGCUUGAACAAGUUGAUCCAGUUUACCACUUCUUCUGAUGGAAUCCUUGCGGCUGACAAGAACUUGGCCUUGAUGCAGCAGAUGCAAACGUGGUUGCUCCAGUUUGCGAGGCCGGUUGAUGUUAUGAUUGAUUGUCAUAAUCGAGUCAUAGUCAUAACGGGUGUCAAUGUUGUUGAUUCAUUGUGA